Anolis sagrei ordinatus is the source of this 2421-nucleotide messenger RNA. RefSeq names its product serpin B3-like. Gene Ontology annotation, biological process: negative regulation of endopeptidase activity. The record is from RefSeq and is a predicted model, not a curated record. Lineage: Eukaryota; Metazoa; Chordata; Lepidosauria; Squamata; Anolidae. Gene Ontology annotation, molecular function: serine-type endopeptidase inhibitor activity.
GUCUGAACAUCAGUAUAAAUACCAGCACUUCACAGCAGAAGAACAUCUCACUCAGCUGACAGUCUCUGAUCAUCUCUGCUGAGGUCUAGGCCUUUUGAACUUCAUCAUGACUACUCUUCCUGAAGCCAAUGCCAAAUUUGCUGUUGACGUUUACCAUUCAUUGAGGAAGGAGCACCCAUGUGAGAACCUCCUGUUUGCCCCUGUGAAUGCCACCUCAUCUCUUGGUCUGCUUGCCCUUGCAUCUGGAUGUGAACAGGCAGCUGAGAUUGAGAAGAUCCUGCACUGGGAUGAACUGGAAGAAUGUGAUGGAUCCAAACACAAAAGAUAUAUUUCAGCAGCCAGAAGCUUUGGAAGAUCAGCAAUCACACUCAAGUCACAACAGACACAACAAAGAAGUGAAUCCUGCCCCAAGGCAAGACCUCGUACUGAGCCAGAAUGCCAAAGACCAAGAGCCCGUCCUGAACCAGAAUGCCAAAGACCAAGAGCCCGCCCUGAACCAGAAUGCCAAAGACCAAGAGACCGUCCUGAGCCAGAAUGCGAAAGACCAAGAGCCCGUCCUGAGCCUGAGUGCUCUCCUUGCCCUGAAAGAAAUGUUCCAGAUUAUGAGUGUGAGACACCCGAAGGAGUCCAUACCGCAUUCAGCAAAAUCCUUGCAACCCUGAAUGCACCCAGCACCAACUAUACUCUGAAUUUUGCCAACAAGCUCUAUGGAGACCAUGUCAUUGACUUCAUUGAGAAAUUUAUUUACUGUGCUCUGAAACUGUAUUGGUCAGAAGUGGCUGAAGCUGAUCUGAAGAAUGCUCCCGAGGAAGUGAGGAGAAUCAUAAACCUUUGGGUUGAGGUCAAGACACAAGGUAAAAUCAAGUCUCUCCUCCCCAAGGGCAGCUUUGACUGUCUUGCUCAGCUCCUGAAAGUGAACGCUCUCUACUUCAAGGGAGAAUGGCAUGUGAAGUUUGACAAAACACUCACAGUAGAUGCCCCAUUCUACCCACACUGUGCAGAUGCGAAAACUUGCUAUUCUGUGCAGCUGAUGAACAGAAAGGGUAUUUUCAACACAGCUACCUUUAAUAUUUGCGACACCCAAGUGCAAGUGCUUGAGAUCCCCUAUAAAGACCAUGAAUGGAGCUUGUUCGUUUUGCUCCCACUUGACUGCACCCAAGAAGCCCUUGAACAGCUGGAAGAUGCCCUGACCCACGAGCAUCUGCUUGACUGGUCCUGCCACCUGAAGCCUGAGGAGGUAGAUGUUUUCAUUCCCAAGUUCAGCUUGGAGAAGAGUCUUUACCUCCAUGAAUACCUGGCACUGCAUGAUCUAGCUGAUCCUGAGAAAGCUGAUUUCUCUCGAGCUACAUGCACAGAAGGAGUUGCUCUUACUCUACUGGUCCAUGAUACAUUCCUUGAGAUUGAUGAGGAGGGUGGUGAAGAGGCAGCUGCUUCCCCGCGUUGCCCCCGGGAUAGGCGUCAGAAUCGGGAAGUCCUGGAGUUUGUGGCCAACCAUCCCUUCCUGUACUUUGUCCACCAUAAUUGUACCCAAAGCAUCCUUGCCCUUGGCAGAUUUGCAAAACCAGAAUAAAGGAACUCCUGCGAUCCAUGCAGGGAAACUAAUGGAACACAAAUACGUUUUUGACAAUGGCAGUCCUCUGGAUCUUCUUGCUCUUUCCUUCAUUCUCUAUAAUGCAAUUCAUUCAAGAGAUUGGAGGAAAGAGACUUUUUAUCUGGUGAUGGGCCUAAUUCUCACAUUGGGACAGGGCUUUGUGCCUUGUUUAAGUGGCAUUUCUUUCUCUGGCCAUUUAUAUCAGUUGCGCUUUUUAUAGAAUAGCCUUCCUCCUGACCUCGAGAAAUGGCCUCAGCUUUUUAGCAUGGCAGCUAUUUUUAAAAGUUUGCAGUUUGGAAAGUGGAGAGAACUUUUGUCUCUUAAAAAUCUUUAAAGAAACACAAUAUCCAAAGAUGUACUUUCUCCUUGGACUGUAACCUAGUUCUGGGAGACGUGCCUUAGGAUAGAUUUUUGUCUUAGGAUUGGUUUUUUAGUGAAACAGGAAAUGUGUUAUGAGAUCACAUUUCCUAUUUCACUAAAAGAUUCACUCUGAAAUCUUCUAACCUGAAUUGUACUGAAUUCCGAUUCCAAUUUGUGGUGCAAAAAGGCUUAGUCUUACUUUGUGGUGGGAUGCCCUACCUCUUGGACUGCCAACCUUCCCUAUCAUUGUCUAAAGUCAGCAUUAGAUGGUUAUUAAACUACUUGGAGUAAGCCUGAUUGAACUGAGUGGUAUUUUCUUUUGUGUAGGUGGAUAUGGAUUUGUGCUUUUAAACUGUAGACUUUAACUUGAAUUUUAACAGGGAAAACAUCAUGAGUGAAAAUCUUUCUGUGUAACAGGAAAAUGUUGUUUUUCUUUGAAAUAUGUGAACUUCAAUCUUUCUCUCUCUCCC